This is a messenger RNA of Caenorhabditis elegans, 1182 nucleotides long. Its product is annotated as G-protein coupled receptors family 1 profile domain-containing protein. The record is from RefSeq and is marked reviewed. NCBI's taxonomy places the organism in Eukaryota, Metazoa, Nematoda, Chromadorea, Rhabditida, Rhabditidae. Gene Ontology annotation, cellular component: plasma membrane; membrane. The transcript is spliced from 10 exons. Bases 1 to 1077 code for a protein of 358 amino acids.
AUGGCCAAUAUUUUUGAAAACUGUUCAUAUCAUUCGCCGUAUGAACCGUAUUACUUGAAUUGCACGAAUACUACGAAUCAAUGUACACUUGUUCAGGAUGUCGAAACAAUCGAGUCAAUCAUUUUUUGGAUUGAUUUUCUAAUACCAUGCACUUUAUUCGUUGUUGCAUGCUUUCUAAAUGCAUAUUAUUUGUCAAUUUUAGUACCGGAGUUCACAGAAAUGAAUGAUAUAACGAAGAAACAGUAUAUUUUCAUGGUGAGCAGAGCAAUUUCAGCACUUACCGCAUGUGUUAUCAUGUUGGCUCUAAGAAUUCUUCAGCUAAUCACAUCAAGCUUCACUAUCUAUUUCUUGUUUUUUCUAAUUGAUGAUCUCAGCUUUUACAGCCUGCUAGGCUCGUACGUUGGCUCCGCAAUCCUUUUGUACCUCGCAACAAUACGACCCAUAUUGUACAGUAACCGAAUAUCUGUCCGAACUGUGUACAAGUUUGCAAUUGCCAAUUUGAUAACAUCAGUAGUGUUAGCGAUCACAACAGCCAUGUUUCAAGCUGCUGAUCUAUCAGAUGGACCAUUUCAAUGUGAUUUAAAACAUUGUCAACCAAUAACCAAUAUGAUAAUGUUAGUACUAAUUUUGACGUCAUUUCUCAUCCCAAUUGUCACAUUAUCAUUUGUUUUGGUGACUUUAUGUUUCUACAAAAAUCGAUCCGAAAGUAUUGGAGACUUUACAACCGAUAACUCUGUAUCUAAAUCAGCCCGGACCCGUCUUGCAUGGACACUAUUCACUUUUACAUUGAUUACUCUAACUGAAGCAAUUCCUUCGUUUUAUCUUGUUGGUACAAGUAUUGACAGUUCAAUGAUAAUAUGCUCAAAUUUCUAUAAAGCCGAUCAUUUAAUUGUACCAUUUACAAUGAAUUCAUUGAAAACCCUUGCUUGGGCAAUUGCUCUCAACGUGGAUCCUUUGUGCUCAUUGUUAUUCGAUCCCCGAAUACGAAAAGUUUGGGUACAACAUACAGAAAAGCUGAAACUAGUCAUACAGAACACUAUUUGUGGUUUCUCUAGUACAAAGAGUUCAAAAGUCUGAAAAUUUGGAAGUUUUGUGAAAUAUUAUAUUAGUUUCUUGAUCUCUGUAAAUUAUGAUUUUUUAAUAAUUAAUGUUAGGAUUUUAAUAAAACAAUUUUAAAUAAAA